AUGAGGCUUUGCGGCGGAGCUCUUGCUCUGCUUUUGCUCCUGUUCGUCGUCCAUGGAGGCCGGCAAGCAGCGGAGGCCGGCGGGGAUGCGUUCGUGAGGGUCCAGGGCACCCGCUUCGUGCAGAACGGCAAGCCGUUCUUCGCCAACGGGUUCAACGCCUACUGGCUCAUGACCUUCGGCGCCGACCCCAAGCAGAGGGGCAAGGUCACCUCGGCGCUGGGCCAGGCCGCCGGCGCCGGCCUCUCCGUGGCCAGGACGUGGGCGUUCAGCGACGGCGGUGGCAGCAGCAGUGCACUGCAGUACUCUCCCGGCCGCUACAACGAGAACACCUUCCAGGGGUUGGAUUUCGUGCUAUCUGAGGCUAGGAAGUAUGGGAUUAAGAUGAUUCUGAGCCUUGUGAACAAUUAUGAUAGCUUUGGAGGGAGGAAGCAGUACGUGCAGUGGGCGAGGGAGCAGGGGCAGGCCAUUGGCUCUGACGAUGAAUUCUUCACUAACCCUGUUGCCAAGGGCAUCUACAAGAACCAUAUCAAGGCCGUUCUGACGAGGGUGAACACGAUCACCGGCGUGGCGUACAACGACGACCCAACGAUCAUGGCGUGGGAGCUGAUGAACGAGCCGCGUUGCCAGUCCGACGAGUCCGGCCACACCAUCCAGUCGUGGAUCACGGAGAUGGCAGCGCACGUGAAGUCCAUCGACGGCAACCACCUGCUGGAGGCCGGCCUGGAGGGCUUCUACGGCGCCUCCUCGUCACCGUCCCGCCGCAGCUCCGUGAACCCGUCGGGGUACCAGGUGGGCACCGACUUCAUCGCCAACAACCAGGCGCCCGGGAUCGACUUCGCCACCGUGCACUCGUACCCGGACCAGUGGCUGCCCAGCCUGGACGCCCCGUCGCAGCUACGGUUCCUGGGCGCCUGGCUCGACGCCCACAUCGCCGACGCGCAGGCGGUGCUGCGGAAGCCGCUGCUGGUGGCCGAGUUCGGCAAGUCGCGCAGGGACCCGGGCUACAGCGGCGACGACCAGCGCGACGCGGUGUUCGGCACGGUGUACGCCAAGGUCAACAACUCGGCGCGCGCCGGCGGCCCCGCGGCGGGCGCGCUCUUCUGGCAGCUCCUGACUGAGGGGAUGGACUCCUACGGGGACGGCUACGAGGUCGUGCUCCGGCAGGCGACGUCCACCACCGGAGUCAUCACGACGCAGAGCCGGAGGCUGCAGGGGCUCGCCAGGGCGUUCGUGCGCGCGCGCAAGGUCCAGCGGGCAAGGGCGGCAACUGAAAGUGAUGGGCUGCAGUCUGCAGAUCGGGGUGUUUCGUACCAAGAAUGCGUCUUUUUCGUGCGUUUGGGGUCGUAA
Miscanthus lutarioriparius is the source of this 1347-nucleotide messenger RNA. The record is from the annotation of a GenBank genome assembly. Lineage: Eukaryota; Viridiplantae; Streptophyta; Magnoliopsida; Poales; Poaceae.